AUGGCAUUAGAGAAUGAUUUCAAAGAUAGUUGGACCUGCAAAUGUGGAGCCCUCAAUGGAAAACAAGAUAUUCGGACAGCAACGGAUGGUAGAAUUUAUAGGAUUUGUAAUUCAUGCAGUUGUACAAUAGAUGUGUGUAUUCCUGCACAUGAUAUAAUCUCACAUAGAUAUGUCAAUAAAUGUUGUGGUUUACGACGUUCAAUUCCCCGAACAGGCUGUAAUUGUACUGCUUACCAACCUGUUAGAGGAUUUGAAUGUCGUUGUGGACAUCAUGGAUCAAUUCAUCGCAUUGCUAGCAUUCCUUAUAAAACUGGUACAGUGAAUACUAAAGUGAAGAAGAGUGAAUUGAAAGACAGUGGAUUAUCUUUUGAUAUUAAUUCUGUUGACGAUCUCCAAUAA
This is a messenger RNA of Naegleria gruberi, 399 nucleotides long. RefSeq lists its product as uncharacterized. The record is from RefSeq and is a predicted model, not a curated record. The transcript has a single exon. The coding region runs from base 1 to 399 and encodes 132 amino acids. NCBI's taxonomy places the organism in Eukaryota, Heterolobosea, Eutetramitea, Acrasida, Naegleriidae.